Molecule: messenger RNA, 5294 nt
Organism: Porites lobata
Lineage: Eukaryota; Metazoa; Cnidaria; Anthozoa; Scleractinia; Poritidae
Source: the annotation of a GenBank genome assembly
GCAAACCCCCUUUGCUGCAAACAUGGCCGACGGUGUUUUUGUCUUUCUGGAGAAUUUGUUGCUGUCUUGUACAGUUGUUAUUAUUGCAUGGUACAUUUUAAAUGCUCUAACAAAAAAGAUAUCACAUAAACGGUAAGAAAUGAUAAAAUUUAACCGAAUAAUGGUAUAAACGUCUCGGAGCUGAAAGUUAAUGUUCUGGUUACAAACGGCUUAAGCUUAAUUUUUUUUCCUUUGUUUUUGUACAUGGUAAUGAACGAUAAUAAGUAGAAAACUGAGAAAGAAAAACUCAAGUAGAACGUAGUCUACGUGGCUGCGAUGGAGUGCUUAGCGCUCUCAAACAAACGUGGCUUGAUUAUACCCACGUAUGAUAUAUGACACUGUUUGCCUGUUGCAUUGUGUUGCCUGUUGGGGCUUAAUAACCACUCAAUAAGCAAGUCUUUUUCUUACGUGAAAGGCUAACUGUCCCUACACUACACUCAAUUUCUUGUGUAACCGUGAUGUACGCUUUUCUCUCAUUAUAACCUUUCCAGACAUGCUUGCCUAAGUGAUUAUUUUUUAGGUUAACUAUUAACAACUAUCAAGUUAUUUUUCCUCAGGCCCAUGGCCCCUGGUCCACCAGGUCACUGGCUUUCUGGUAACACAGCCAUAUUCCAGUCCAAUGUGGAAGAGCGGCAUCUGCGACUCCUUGAACUGCACAAAAAGUAUGGCAAGAUAGUGAGGAUUCAAAUGGGGAGACCCCCAUUGUAUGGAAGAGAUAUCUUCUCUAUUGCUGAUCCAGCAUUAUGUGAAGAGGUUCUGAAAUCCAAGAGCUAUGCAAUUUCAAAACUAACACAAGCUCGUUUUCAAACACUUGUUGGGAAAUAUAGUCUUAAUGGCUUGGAAGGUGAAAUAUGGAAGAAACACCGACGACUUAUUUUGCCAUUGUUUCAUUCUGGUUUUCUGAGCUAUGCUUUGGAAGUCAUUAGCAAAAAAACUAAAAUUGUUAUAGAUAGGUGGAAGAAGGUCUCUGUUGAUUCAUCUGUGGAAGCUUUUGCAUGUAUAAAAAGCCUUGGACUUGAUAUCAUCAGCAAAGCAGCAUUUGGUUUUGACCUGAAAGUACAAGAACAACCUGAUGACAAACUUGUCAAGGUUAGCUCUUUUUUACUUAAUUUUAACUCGUAGCAACAUCUAUAGCAUAAAGAAGGAUGGUGGAGCACAGGACUAAAUACAAGCAUGGCUGUGGAUACGUGGAAACAAAUCCACAGAGUAUUUGGAGUGGUGGGGGUGGGUGGAGCUUGAAAUGCACUGCUAGUGGGAAGCAGGGGGGGUGGGGGGGUGGCGGGGGACUUACAGGGUGUAAAGAAAGUCGUGUCCAAUAGCCCAGGGCUAGUGGAUUUUGCUAUCAAGCUAGUGAUUCUUGUUCUUAACUUGCCAGAUGGCAAGUGCUGUUUUUUGAGGAAAUUCAAAUUACAGAAGAAUUGCUAAUCAAAAAGGGUUUUGGGACUAGUUGAAAUGACUUGUGGGCUAGUAUAAGCUAGCUACAGCUUGCCCGAAUGGCAGGCUGUAAAACUGACUUUCUUUGCACACUCCAGGUUAGUUGAAAAAUACAUGUUCUGACUAAUUUAAACCCUAAGGUCUCUCUUUUCUGUUUAUUGACAAUUAAUAUAUAAAGUAAGUUGUUAGAAAAAUAUUCAGAGGAAUGUCCUGCAAAAAUCCAAUAUAUAAAUAUUAUCCUCUGAGACUGAAAAUGUUUCAGUGUAACUGUGUUGUAUAUAAUUUCGUUUUCUAUCAUUGUAGGCUGUGAAUUCAUUCUUGAGGCAUGCUGGGGAUAUAGCUUUUUUAGUAUUUCCAAAACUUUGGUCCUGGAGGCAUCCUUUUAAAGCAUUUCAUGUCCAUCAGCACCAAAGAGUCCUUGAUAACCUUGUCAAGCAGAUCAUCAAACAGCGUCAGUGUGAGGAGGAUGGUGAUAGUAAAAAGGACUUGUUGACUUUGCUAUUGAGAGCACAAGACCCUGAGUCAAAGUAUAGGCUGACAGAUCAGGAAGUGCAUGAUGAGAUCCUGGCAUUUUUGUUUGCUGGGUUUGAAACUACGACAUCACAGCUAUGUUGGGUUUUAUACCAUCUAGGUGAGUACUGCUAACCUCUCAAAAGACCAUUUUCAGUUGUGGGUUUUGUACACUAGCUUUCUUAUGAAUGUGAAGCUGAGGUUUGACCAUGUUUUGAUAGAAACCUCCUUGGUUUGCUUAUGAAAAUUAUGGUCUACUUCAGCCUAGAUAGCAAAAGAACAAUAUGAUUUACAUAAGAAAGCAUGAGUGGUUGUAUCAAAGUAAGGUCUACUUCAGCCUAGGUAACAAAAGAACAAUGUGAUUUACAUAAGAAAGCAUGAGUGGUUGUAGCAAAGUAAGGUCUACUUCAGCCUAGAUAGCAAAAGAACAAUAUGAUUUACAUAAGAAAGCAUGAGUGGUUGUAUCAAAGUAAGGUCUACUUCAGCCUAGGUAACAAAAGAACAAUAUGAUUUACAUAAGAAAGCAUGAGUGGUUGUAUCAAAGUAAGGUCUACUUCAGCUUCGUUUCAAUCUGUAACUGUAAAACGGGCUAUUAUGCUUCACGUGACUUCAGACAACAACAACAGCAACAACAUUUAUUUAAACACGAUAAAAUUACAGUGGAGUUGAUGUGAUCGUGUAUCUAAAAGUUAAACACUGUAUUCAAAUGAAUAAAAAAGCUUAAAAACUAAUAAUUAAAAUUUAGAAAAAGAUCUAACCUAUUAGAGAAAAAUAUAUCUAUAAACAGGUUAGAUCUUUUUCUAAAUUUUAAUUAGUUUUUAAGCACUUUAUUCAUUUGUAAACUGUGUUUAAAUAUGCAAAAUUCAUUUCUAUCAUAGAGCAGUUAAUGCUUGGGCUCUUUGUAGUUUUAUUUUCUAUCUUGUAAUUUUUGUUUUUUGUUUUGUUUUUGGGUAUGUUAAUGUGCACUAAUGUCAAAUGAAGUUGAAACAAAUAAAAAUAUAAAAUACCUGAGAUAAAAAAUUAACUACAAUAUAAUCUAUUAGCACCCCCCCCCCCCCUUAAGUUUCUUCACCUGAUGCUUUUCUGACAUUUGGCUAAUACUUAUUCAUACCAACCUAAACUGGAAGAACACAAACUACCAUUUAUACUAAGAUUCAAAUAGGAUCACUCACCCCAUGUCAAUCACUAAUAAUCACUAUGUCUCCUUAAUUUUGACUUUAAAAAGCCCAUUGAUGGUAUGUAUGCAAUUCCCACUUUAAUUCUGCAUUUUGCGACCAAAUCUUAGCUCUUAUAAAACCACACUCCCAGUUAAAUUUAAGCCUAUCCUAGCUUAAUUGGCCAUGUUUCUUUUUUAUUUCAUUGCUUGUUAUGUUAAGACUGGCAUCUGUACUGCAUUGUAAAGUCCUGCCCUUUUUUACAUGCUUCAUUUCCAGCCAAGCACCCUGAAGUUCAGGCUAUUGCUCAAGAAGAAGUAGACAGAGUCCUUGGGGAUUCUGAUUUGAUUACCUCAGAGAUGGAGAAAGAUCUCAAAUAUGUGACAAACUGCAUAAAGGAAUCUCAGAGGCUCAUUCCUGUUAUAACGGGUUUUAGUAGAGGAGCUGUUGAAGAUACUGAGUUGGGAGGUAAGCUUCUGUGUUUUCAGAAAAAGGUUAUGCUUAUUUUUACCUCAUCUGGGUAUAUUUUUUUUUAUGGAAAUUAUUUUUAGGCGGCUACUUGAGCCUGUAAAAUGAUCAUGUGCUUAGCAACUAUGUAAGGUCUGAUAAUGUUACCUCCAAAGUAGAAAAAGGAAGCAAAAGAAUUUUUCUCAGGCACCUGUGAUCCUAGGUUUAUUUUAACCUUUGGAAAUGAAUCAAAUAGGAUGAUGAAAGCUGUCGACUGAAACUUUGCACUGCAUGUCAUCUUUUCACAACUUCUAAGACUGGGAUAUGAUUGUGUAAUAUUUGAUAGAUUAAUAUAUAGAGGAUAUUACAUGGCCGCGCAGAGAUACGAAAUUUCUUUUGAGUGUUGAAAAAUAAGUGAGUGAGCGCAGUGAACGAGUGAAAUAUUUUUUUCCACACAAGAAGAGAAAUUUGGUAUCUCCAAGCGACCAUGUAGUGUUCUAUUUAUCAUAUAAACAGCAAUGAAAUACAAAACCAUUUUAGUUAAAUAGUUUUUUGGUCUGAAAGGUGCGGUUUAUUAGGAAGCCUCAGCAACGGUGAUAUUUUCACAUGUGAAGAUAUCAAGCUUUCGCACGAAAGCUCACUUGGUAUUUCAUUGGUGUUUACGUAAUAAAAUGUUUUUUUUUUUCUGUUGGUUAUUUUUGAAAAGGAUAUCACAUCCCCAAAGGUUCUGUUUUGUUUCUGGAUACCUAUGUCCUGCACCAUUUGGAUAAUUUGUGGGAUAAACCGGAAGUGUUUGAUCCAACCCGCUGGGAGGACAAGACGGCUGUACACACCUUCUCAUUUCUUCCUUUUGGGGGUGGAAGCAGACGAUGUGCUGGCCAGCCAUUUGCUGUGGUUGAAAUGAAAGCUGUGACUGCGUUGAUUCUCAGGAACUUUUCAUUGAAACUGGAUGAAAGCAAGCCCAUUCACACUGAAGUGAAAAUUGCGUUUGGUCCAACGCGAAUUCAGUUCUUUAUCAGCAAAAGAUGACUCUUUUCAUUGCUGUAUACAAAAGUUAAGAGUUAGUCUUCUGUAAACAAUUAAUAUUAUAACAUCAGCCACCACAGCAAAAGAAGUAGUACAUUGAAGGUCCCCAGCUAUAUCCUUCAUUAAGUAUACCAUCAACUUAAAUCGAAUCACUUAAUAGAGACUUGUCGCGAAAAAGGACAUUAGACCCUGUUUACAUGGAGUGGGGGACCCCGGUCUAGUGGGGUAAGUUUCUUUUGUUUUGUGUCCCCCAGAGCGUGAAAACAAAAGAAACCAACCCCACCAGACCUGGGUCCCCCACUCCAUGUAAACAGGCCCUUAGUUAAGUAAUGGUCCAGAUAAGAAGGAAAGGACCAAAACGCAGUGAACACGUCGGAAUGCAAAAAGGUGCUAACUUUACUAUUGUCUCUACAAAGGUUCUGAUUGGUUUAAACAUCAAAUUUUACGAAAUCUUCGCAAAGCAGCACGUACAUCAAUCCUUUUUUUUCUAUGCGACUUCCUUAUAACAAAAUCUCGUCUGAGUCUAAGUAACACAGAAAUCGUAUGUGCGGAUCAUGUAAAAUUGUGAACAUUUCUUGGCCAUUGUUUGCAACUCUUGUGAUUGGUCGAAAUGUUUUAACGCAAAAAUACACCCUUUAAAAGUGGAGUUUAAAUACAUUUUCUUUCGUAAACAGCCUUUUUGUA